GUCGUCUCGAAGUAGGUGGUGAUACGGAUACCAGGACGAGAAAUUCUCUUGCUUCUAGGGGUUACAAGAAGAUGGGCCCUAAUAAAGAAGAGCAAGAAGACUUAAAAGACUCGUCAACAAACGAAGCCCACCAGGCUGGACCGGGAAUCCAGGUCUCACCUGCGCUGAUGCGUGCUAUUGUGAGUGCUGCAGGAGGCGGAUCGGCUUAUUGUAGCGCAGAUGAUGGGAGGAAUCAUCUACACCUUGCAGAGGAGAACAUUGAUGCGAAAAAAGCUAGUGAAAAGGUAGACGAACAAGCUGCCUGUGCAAGUCACUCCAAAGCUGAAACGAAGGCGAAGCAAGAUGCUGAAGAAAAUAAGAGCGAGAAGGUGAAACAGGCAAAUCGUGCGAAGAACGCGGCAGCAAGUCGGCCAAUUCAUGUCGUGAAAUCACUUGUUUUGCCGUCGCGAGGAGGUGCAUCUUCUUCAGUAUCAGACCAACAAAAAGCGCCAGGAGAACACAAAAGCCAAGAAGAUAGAGUUCUCGAGAAAGCAAAAGCAAGCAAAGAAAAGAGCGUUGGACUUGAGCCGCCAACUACUUGCUAUCUCGGUCUGAGCGCCUCAACUGAAAGAGGUGGAGACGUUGCUACUAUUCCGCCACCUUUUCCGGCUUCAUCUUCAUUCCAUGGUCCUCCUGUUUCUGAUUUGGUAGAACGACAACGAAACAACCUUCGUCCACAAGGAGUAUCUGAAGCUUUCCCGACACCAGCCGGUCUUCCGCAAGCAGACAUUCCUCGACGUCCUCCAUCAGGGACACCAGCCGGUCUUCCGCAAGCAGACAUUCCUCGUCCUCCAUCAGGAUCAGCUUCUCCACCUAAACAGUUUUUACUGUCUGCGAUCGGUGUGCUACGCAACAUGCUUUUCCGUGUCCCUGCGGAUGCUCAAAGCAUAGGCCGACUUCUACCGUUUCUAGCUCCUUGGAACUGCCAAAGUCUGUCCAACACGGUGAACACCCGUGUCGUGGUUCCUGUGCUAGAUCUGGUGGACAGGGUGACUCAAGAUAUGCAGGACAUGACAGAUCAUGCGGCGGAACCACCUAGAACUCAGACUGGAUAUGGAGGUCUAGAUCUUCCUGGAGGAAGCAGGAGUGGUCCUGGAGGCACCGUCCUCCGUUCUCCUGGGGCGGCAUCGGCAGCAGCUGGAAGCAACGGCGCAAGUCAGAUGCGUUCGAGCGUGCGAGUUCCCACUGGUCUAGAUCACCUCCGCCGUGGUGAUCGUACAACUACACUUCUUCGUGCCCAAUCACAACAAGGCGGAGGUAUUAUCAAUGAAGAUGAGGAUGGAGUAGAUGGUUCUUCCCUUGAUGAAGAAGAUGACAAUGAAGAUGGUACUGAUCUCUCUUGUCUGACGAGUGCAGCGCAAAUCGAAUUGACACGGAUGAUGAAGAUGCAAGAGAUGCUGCGCCAAAAUCAACUUCCAUCUCGUAUCAGUGGAGGCCGCUCUUCAUCUUCUAGCAGGAAGCAUGGCCAUGCUGGACGAUCGGGGUCAGGACAACAGCAACAAGGUCGUGGACGUAAUCAAAAAAGGAGUGGGAGUGUUGGGGGACUCGACCAGCAGCAAUGUAGUCCAAACCCGGAUGACCUGCUGUCUCCUCGUGCGGGAGUGUUGAUGCGACCUCCGAGCAGAGGUGGAGCACAAGGUUAUUGUUCACAGGUUCUUGCGAAGGUCUUGUUGCAAACGUGCCGUGUGCUCUUCCACAUGGUCGGGGCUGCACCACCAAACCGUAGUUCCUUACCUAGCAGUCCACGACGAGGACAAGUACAGGUACAGGGAGGCGAUUCACGAGAUCUUCAUAAAGGUCAACAACAAGCUCAAACAGUAUUGAAUGAGGAGGAAAGUAGAAAGUUGGAUGAGCAGGUUGGCGACGUGAUGAAAGCACUAAGUGCAUGCCGCUUGAGCGAGGAUCAUGAUUGCAACGAUAAGGAAGAAGGACAACAAGGAAGAUCUUCAUCUUCAGGCUGUAAAGGAUCUUCGUCAGGUUCUUCAGGAACAGGAUCCUCAGGAGACCCACAACAGCAACAGCAACCACCUGUGAUGAUGAGACGUGAAUCAGGUCAACGAGGAGCGCCUUUUUUACCUCCUGUGCCAGAGGAGCCUCACGGUACUAUGUCCUGUGCUUCUUCGUCGACUGCGGGAUAUGACCGUGGAGAGCAACAAAUCACAGGAGCUAUUCCUGCAGGGCCUUCUUGUUCUCCGAUGCUUCUGCGACGUGAAACGACUAGAAAUUUGCCUAGUGUAGAGUUCGAUCGUCUUGUUUUGCCGCCAGUCGCGAGUAAAGAUCGCCAAUGCCUCGAAAAACAAGAGCAAGCGCCGAGACCUAGUCCAACGCCGAAAUCUCCAGCACAAGGUGGUGGUCUCGAUGUGUCACCGCUAUGCAUCAAAAAUCUUCACGCUUUGGCUAAUCAGGACGAUGAGCAAGUUGAAGAAGGACGAGGACCACGAGAAAGACACGAGAAUCAUGAAGACACUUCAGACUGCUCCCAUUCAUCUUCAGAGGAUGCCGAUGAUGAAGAUGUUGUGCAAGGUGAGACCGGAUUUCACCAAACUGCUUUCCCGUUCCCUGAUACCGAGACCGCUGAGCAGACCCACGCCGCUCUAGUUGCAGAUAUCUUGCCACAAGAACGCGACAUCACUGGACGCACAUUCGCAAAGAGACGCACUCAACGUCAAGAGCGGCGCAGACAACAACAAUUACGGCCUCCCCUAAAAAUCCAUCUUCGGAAGCAUCCUCGAGCACCUGCUCAAGCGGAACAGGCAUCCAUGAUGCAUCUCGGGAUGGAUUAGGGCGAGCUCUAAAACAAGGUGCUGAUGGUGAAACAGCGACAGGAUCACCUGCUUCAGUGAUUCCUCAGAUCCGGUACGAACAUGCACGUCACGGCAAUCCGUAUUUCCUUGCCUUGCCUGUGAUCCAGCGGAUCCUGGUCACACUAAAUGCUUUGCACAAACGCGCAAAACUGUGUCAUAACGAUGUCAGCCCAGAAAAUCUGAGACUUGAUGCGGAAGGAAACCCAGUGUUGCUGGAUCUGGGACAAGCAGAACCUAUUCCCGUAUUUAAACUAAGUACUUUGUAUUUAUAACAGCAGUAGUAGUCGGCCAGUUUGUUCUAACCGUCGCAGGAAAUGUUUCGUCUUGCCGGUGAUGCAGUAAAAUCACUUGAGACGUAUUGAAUGAAUGUCGAAGUCGAUUAUAAUGGCUCUACUCGAACCUAAGUCGUCCCUGCCAAUGCGGCCUGGCCGCGAGACAGCGGACCCUCAACCUUGAACCUUGAAUCUUUUUGUACGUACUACAACUGUUGUUGUGAACAAGUAUGUACUUCUGGUACUAGUACAACUACAACUCUACUACAACUUGUCCGAUUUUUAUCUCUGAUGCUACAUCUAUUCCUAUACGGCAAGACUUAGGUUUAGGAACAUGAUCAUGAAAUUACUCAACACAUAAAACUACGUGUUGAAAGAUGUGAAGACAAGACCUUUCAUGAUAAUCACGACCCAGCACCUACACCUACAGGAUAUGCGUGCUUUCCAGAUGCUUGAACGCGGAAAGGGCAUCCGUCAUGGUCGCGUCCAGUACGCUGCUCCAGAGAAGGUUUCGGUACCUGAGAAGCUUAAAGGAGAUGUGAAGAUUGAAGAUUUAGAUGAGCUCUCCCUAGACGAAGAGGACGAGGAUGAAGUGGAUGACAUCAUGGGCUUCUACGAUGAGCGGGUGGACGUGUGGGCAUUUGCUUUGACCAUUCACGAUUGGCUGCUAGCUGCACGCUUCGGCAAGGGGCCGACGUACAGCGUUCUUCGCGGAACAGAGCUAGAGAUGCUAGAACAGCUGCGCUCGUUUCAUCAUCGAACUUCUACAAGUACAACAGGGGAAAAAGGUACAGGUAAGAAGGAGGGAGGUCAUGGUCCUCUUGUUGAAGUUGUCAGGAGUUGUCAAGACGGUUCUGGCAGGUUAUCUGAUAAAAGUACUGCAGAGCAGGACGUAACCUACGGGGACCCAGACAAGGCCAGCACCUACGCUCUUGACACGCGAAUCUACACUUUCCGAGAAAAUGAAAAGCUUCUUGAUGAAGAUGAUGUUGGAGAGCAUCAGCACCAGCGCGACCCGCCUCAUGUAAUUUUAUGCUUACAAAAGCUGGAUCUUCACUCGCUGAUCUGUAUGGUUCUGGUAUUUGGUAACCUGAAUUUGAUCCUAAGGGAAAACAAGAAGAGAACCCUUAGGAUCGAGUUCAGGUUACCAAAUACCAGAACCAUACAAUAUCUGUCGUGGCGCACCUUGAUUUCAAGGGAAACCACGAGAGAUCAAGACACGACAGAAGCAGCAUUUUGAACCAUUCACGAAUGCAUAUCGAAAUUCCAUGUUUGACCGAAGAAGAAGUUCCUCCUUUGGUUUUGCGAUUGACCGAGAUUCGAGAUGCGAUUCGACGCGAAGAGCCACAAUAUUUGCCGAUUUGGCUCUUCCUCGAGACGCUGUUGGUGCCGAAGCACGAGCGUCCCCGUUUCGAUCAAGCCUUGCGGGAUUUCCAACACCGAUUUGGCAGAGCCAUUGAAGAAAUGGGAAACGGUUUACCAGCAGAAGAGGUGCAGCGAGCUUUGGAUGGAACGACUACAGUUAUGAUUGGUUACCGCUAAUGCAUGUCCUUAACACCAUCAUCCUUGGUUCUUCUUUUUCUACUUGAAAAAGGAACCGAGGAUGCUGCUCUGAGGGAUGCCAACGUGGUAGCUCCAAUACAGAUGGUGAGGAUGAUUUGUUCAGCGAAUAUGGAGGCGCUUGUUCCUCGUAUGGAAGCUGCUCGCUCAACUACUGCUCAUCCGAAGCUGGCGACAGGUCAUCGUCGUAUACCACCUCAUCUGCUCCGAAUACGACGACAGCAAGGGAUCAAGAGCAACAACUUGUCGGCAGCAUCGCUAGCUCCACCGGGGAUCAAGGUGCGGGUGGAGAAGUUACGAAACUAUUAACACAUUUGAAUAGGCAGACUCAUAUCUUUCAAUAGUGACGUUUUUUAGCAUUACCACUAAAAAAUACUCAUCCUUGGUUGUUCUUUGUCCGAAUCGGAGUAGUUCUCUCCCCUUGUUAAUCAAUUUCUAACAACGCAUCUUCCGGUUCCGGCGGAUCGAGGCUUGGUAGAGCCGCGAUUACCGUGGGCGAUGUGCUAAAGCGGAUUCUGUUGAAGAGUGUCGAAGAUGGUAGUGCUUGCACCGACCAAAAGCAGCUGCUUGCCAUGUUGACAGAUGCUAAGGCGGACGACAACACGACCGAUCAUCCUGGUGUUGGCCAUGAUGGAGCUGGUCCGAGUACUGGAGCAUCAAGUACUAGUUGUGAUCAGAGUUUCAACACGCCAGUAGGAGGUACAAGAACAGUAGAUGUUACAACUACAACAUCAGCGGGUGGACCGCCCGCACCAGACAGGAGUGCAAGUGCUGCUGUUCAUACAUCUGUGGAGGGCGGGUCUCAUAGUAGUACAACUCCACAUGAUAAGGAUCGCACAACUAAUCCGGAACAUUGUCAAGUGGACGCGGGCAUCGAAGAACUUCUCGAUACCAGACUUAGGGCUUCAUCCACCGAAGUUUCAAUUGCAUUCCCAACGUCAUCCAUCUUCUUGGCUCUUUUUCUACUUGAAAAAGAAGGCAAGCUCUUUUUCUACUUGAAAAAGAAGGCAAGCUCUUUUUCUACUUGAAAAAGAAGGCAACUAGUAUGGAUGCUAGCUACUAUUGCUAGUAUGCUCUUGGGAAUGUAAGCACGGCACUAGCUCUAAGAUACAAGCAGAAGUGGUGGCUGAAAGUGAGGAAGAACUAACAUUUGGCUCACUGAUUGCCGCUAUCCACGUCCGGGCCUUGAAUAAUCUCAGUCGAAGACUGCGAUCAAGUCAGUAAACGAGGAGGAGGAAGACAACGUGGCCUUGGUGUCCUUGGGACAUUUAUGUUGGAAUGUAUCAGUGUCAGUGUGGUGUGACGAGCUUUUAUUUGUUAAAACUGUGAAAUCAAAGAUAUAACAUUUAGACUAUCCACUUGAAAUAUGCGUAAGCGAGCAGGAUGAACUAACCUAUCGCUAUGGUAACAACACCGAUGUAUAACUAUCUCUAUCACGAUCGACAUACUACUUUGUUUCUUUUUGUACAUUAUUGCAAUUUUUGAUUUAGGCCGAUGUAGUUUGAGAAUGAAGUAUAAGUAAGAGCGGGUACAGGAGCUACUAAAGAAAUACCAACGAGAUUGAUGUGUACGAUGUUCUAUUUACAACAGGACAAGAAAGGAGCGUUGCUCCUACACAUGUAUCAACCUCGCAUGUCUAUGAUCUCUUCAAUGUUGUAGCUGAAUGAGAAUGAAUUUGAAGCGCAUUGAAACCAAUGUGAUUGUGAGUAAUGCAGCCAAGAGUGGGGUUCUCUGGGUCAAAAAUUGUAAGUCAAUAAUACCUCUCAGGGACGAGUUAAUGUUAAAAAUUAUGGCUGCGUUUUAGACUAGAACUAUAUGCCUGAUGUUCGUUGUUAAUUAUUUGAUUGUGGGUUGCUUCGCAGAAGUAGGGCAUGAUAGAAUCUGCAAAAACUUGACAAAGGAAAUAGAUGCCGCGCUACCUCUCGCACCUCCUGGAGGCGGUCAGACGGGUUCAGAGGAUCAAGGAGUGGAGUGUCUGUAGUGUACUCCCUUUUUUGCGUCGUCUUCUUCAGCACCAGCCAUUGCUAAAAGUAAAAGAAACGAAGGUUGUUCACCAAAUAAAUAUAACUAAGUUUAUUUUUAAGAGAUGACUCUCAUUCUCAUUUGAAUAGGAGCAUUUGCUUACGAAAAGCACUGAGUGUCUUCAAGGUGUACAAAAAUCCUGAAAUAAACACACAAGAAAAUAGCAAAACUAGCGAUCUUUGUAGUUUGCAUCUAUCUAGAGGUAGAAAGACAUCACGCAGCAGAAGAAGCUAGACGAGUACCGCGACUACUAUUUUACUACGAGGACUAAGAUGAAGUGGACCUUUGUCCUCUGAUUAUAGCAUACUAGUCAUAGAAGAUGAUUUAGACAUCGACAUGUCAUACACCAUGAUCAGCAUUCUGCAAUCCUUUCUUACACAAAAUAGAGGUCAUGUGCUACAUCUACAUGUUUUUAAGGGAGGACCGAGACUGAAAAACAAAGUCAUGCAAAAUUUUUAAUUGAAGAUAAUGCAGCACAAGAUUUCAUUAUAGAAGAAUCCGAUAGUCACUGUGUCAGUUCACUUCUGUUCUUCAACUGACGGUGUGCGUGGUGUGGCAUUUUGAUAACUUGCAAGUCUCGACGAACAACAAAGAGGAAGUGAUCGCCGGAUAUCACCAGGUUCACCUGCCCGGCGGUCUUAGCCUACAAAAUAAAGAUCGCGACCCUUCUUGAGCUUGAACUUGAGCUUUCAGCUAAUAGACCAACAUAGACAUCAUAUUCAUAAUUAAUAAUUGUUGUCGAUUCAUCAACAUACACUUACACCACGAGGAAAAGAACACUACGUGAUGUUGACUUUGACAAAAGAAACGAAUUUUAAAUCGCACAGCACGUCUGGUACACGACGACGAGACCACACCAGGUAACCUGGCUCUGCAU
This is a messenger RNA of Amoebophrya sp. A25, 7574 nucleotides long. The record is from the annotation of a GenBank genome assembly. Lineage: Eukaryota; Dinophyceae; Syndiniales; Amoebophryaceae.